AUGGCAAACCAAACAUUCUUCUACUGUUCUCUAUUGGCCAUCGUCAUCUUCUUGGCUCCCUCUUCUUCAGCUCAGAAAACCAUAACCGUCGAGCUAAUCCACCGUGACUCUCCCCGUUCUCCACUCUACAACCCUCUCCACACCGUCUCUGACCGUCUCAACGCCGCUUUCCUCCAUUCAAUCUCCCGUUCCCGCUAUUUCUCAACCAAAACCAAUCUCAAAUCCGGUAUAGUCGGAGCCGGUGGUGCAUACUUCAUGACCGUUUCAAUCGGUACUCCACCAAUGAAAGUCCUGGCCAUCGCCGACACAGGAAGUGAUCUAACUUGGAUCCAGUGCAAACCAUGUCAACAAUGCUACAAACAAGACGGUCCAAUCUUCGACAAGAGCAAGUCUUCGACGUACAAAACCGAACCUUGCAACUCCAAAGCUUGCAACGAGUUAUCCGAAGAUAUAGAAGGAUGCGACAGAUCGAAAAACAUCUGUAAAUACAAUUACCCUUAUGUAGACAAUUCGUUCUCCAAUGGAGAUGUUGCAACCGAAACAGUAUCCAUUGGCUCUUCCUCUGUUUCUUUCCCCGGUACAAUCUUCGGUUGCGGUUACAACAACGUCGGUACGUUCCCAGAUACCGGAUCAGGACUCGUCGGCCUAGGAGGCGGUCCGUUAUCUUUAAUUUCCCAGCUCGGUUCUUCGAUAGGGAAAAAAUUCUCGUAUUGCUUGCCCCACUCAUUUACAUCAAACGGCACAGGCUUCCUAAACCUAGGAGCCAACUCGAUACCUUCCAACCCAAGCAAAGGUUCCGUUGUGGUCACUACGCCGUUAGUCGCCGGAAACCCAGACACUUUCUAUUACUUAACUCUCGAAGCAAUCACCGUCGGCCAAACCAAGCUUCCGUACACCAGAGGAGGACGAUCCGGUGGGGAAUCAAAGAAGACAACCCCCGGGAACAUGAUAAUCGAUUCCGGAACUACACUUACGCUACUCGAUUCCAGAUUUUACGAUGGUUUUGGUGCGGCGGUGGAAAAAUCUGUGACCGGAGCUAAGCGUGCGAGCGAUCCACAGGGGGGUUUACCUCUGUGUUUCAAAACCGUAGGCAAAGCGGUCGGUUUUCCGGCGAUAACAAUGCAUUUCACGGGAGCCGACGUGAAGCUGAGCCGGAUCAAUGCGUUCCUGAAAACGGGUGAAGACACGGUGUGCUUGAGUAUGGUUCCGUCACCUGAUGGCGUCGGUAUGUACGGGAAUUUGGCUCAGAUGGGUUUUCUUGUCGGGUACGACUUGGAGACUAGAACGGUGUCGUUUCAACACAGGGACUGCGCUCGUCCCUUGUGA
Thlaspi arvense is the source of this 1326-nucleotide messenger RNA. NCBI's taxonomy places the organism in Eukaryota, Viridiplantae, Streptophyta, Magnoliopsida, Brassicales, Brassicaceae. The record is from the annotation of a GenBank genome assembly.